CGGAAAGGCCGGUGGGUAUGUUCCAAGGUUGGCAUACUAGUAAAGGCGCCUGUCCAUGGUCGCAAUCCCCGAAGGCGUCACUGGCAGGCAGUCAUGCGCGAUGCUUUCGAUACUAAUAACUGGUAUGACUGUAUCUAUCUACCUACAUAUAAGCACGUUUGGAUAUAGCCUUGUGUAAAAGCAGCCGAAGGACGUUCUUUUGUUGAUGACGCUUAAGCAGCCCAGAAGUCCAUUGUUAAUGAGGAAUCUACUUCGCCUGAAUGUGAGCGUGCGGUAGAAACCGGCUACCUAUCCUGCUACGACUGUUGGACCGUCAGUCAAUCUAUGAUUCAGCAACAUAUGCAUGCAGCACUUUAUCUCGCAGCGGGAUGUCAUGCCCUAAAACAUCCGACAUGCUACCCAUGGCUAACCCACUUAUUGGGGAUCGUGGACUAAGAAAUCAUCCUCGCCCAGAAGCCAUCAGACAGUCCGGGCAAAGAGUUCGCUGUUGCAAGCUACGUAUCUGUGCAGCCGGGCUGAAAGACUCGGUCCUGUACGCUGGGUCAAUGUGGCAUUGGCGGUGGCUCACGACGUACUGCGUAUAAUGGUCGGACAUCAAAAGACCAUGACACCAGCAUGGAUAUACCGGGGUAGCUUUUCAGUACUCCCACCUCAUCUACCGAGGGGACUUUCUGAUGGGAUACAUUGUCCCAUUGUAGGACCUCCCGGCUUCGGAACCAUCUAAAAAUAAUCCAAAGGCAAUCAUCUGGGGCUCAUCAAAAGAGGUCAUCCCUGUAUGAUGCUGGUGGCGAAGUGUCUAUCUGGACUCCGGGUAUCAAGAGAACGAGCGAGACCACUUCAUGUCAGCUACUGCUAUCAAACCGAACUAUGGACAUGGAGCUACGUCCUCGCCUGGGGACUUCCACCAACAGUAUCAUGAAAGACUCCUGCUGUCGAAGUCCUCUCGCUCCAAGUUCGCCACCAACAAGUGUCACGAGGGACAAUAGGAUAGAGCACAGCCGCACAGCCACAGAAUGCAGCCAUUCACGCCACAGCGUCAACAUGUUCCCUGUUUUGAUCAGCCGGCGCAGUCCUCCAGGGUGUCUCCCAGUCCCGAGCGAGACUCUGUUACAACGUCCAUUCAUAUGCUCAUAUCACCCUCCUUCCAUGUCCUUAGUCCGUCGACUACCCAAUGCACCGUUGGACCCUGUUCCAGGAACGACCAGCAGUCGUUAGCUGCAUCUCCAGGUUCCGUUCCAGAAGCAUGCAGAUCUACCAUGGCAAGCAUCGCAACUUGUUCCGUCUCUGCUCGCUUCGCUUUAGCGAACACAGCAGCCUCUCUCUGCCCGCCUGUUCUGCAAGACCCUGCAGGCAAUGAGUUCAGAAAGACAGACAGGCGGUGAUAAUCCCCGUGUAGGUAAAUAAGUUGGGUGGCCAUCACUUGAGGCGCCGCUCCCCUCUUGUCUCUUUACUAUCUUGAUGAUAUUGAUGCCUUCAUUCUCUGGCAUAAUGCACUGUCUUUUCCCCGUCUUUCGUUUUGCAUGAUAUGCGUUUAUGCUAGUGGAACAAUAUACGAGAACGAGCCACACCAGCUCUCUAACAACGGCAGUCACAAUGAAACCUGAGAAGUUAUUGCUGCUUGCCCCUAUCGGCGGGCUCAUGGUUACGGCGCAACCAGAUGCUCCUGAUCCGCUGGAGGUCUUUGCGUCGGAAGCAUUCUCGGUCUAUACAGAAGCCACCUCAAUCUUGGCCUCUGCGGCUUCGGUGGCUUCAGCAGUCAUCGCGUCGGACUUGUCAGCCAUCGAUGCUUCGUCCACAUCUUCCCAGAUACAACCUACAAGUGCUGCCGAUGUGUCAAUAUCGAGGUCGUCGGCCAGUUCAAAGACGGCUUCAAUAACCUCCUCGGCUGCACGGUCGUCUCUCUUGUUGACCGCUACCUCCGAAGUCUCUCUCUUACUACAUUCCCCGUCUUCCUCAGCCAUAUCCUCAUCAAGCCUAACAUCGCAAACUACCUCUGCCUCCCCGUCUCCCUCUUCGCUGCUGGGAACAUCGUCGGUUCUGGGAGCCGCUGCUGAGUCAAGUGCUGCCGCAGCUGCCUCGAAAUCGGGAUCUGGGAAUCAUGGACAUAAGUUGGCUAUCAUACUAGGCUGUGUUUUGGGUGCCCUUGCACUAGGGAUGACCAUUUUGACGGUCCUGAUAUGCCACAAAAGACGUCCUCAUGGUCAGUCUCCACGUCACCGGGCUCUUUCGCCUGGCGACGACGAGGUUGAGGGUUGGAGACUAAAUCGACCGUCUACACUUCUCAGUCAAGAAAGCAUGGACACAUUGCGUCGUGGGUCAGGUCUUCAAGGAGCGGCGCCUCUUAUGUCCGAGCAUCCAGCAUUUCGCAAUAGUGGAGAGCAUGAGAAUCCAUUUGUGCCCAUCAUACCACCGCCGCGACGGACUGCGCCGAACUCGAGACCAGGUCUUACCGACGGAGUGGUGCCUGGGGACGACCCUUUCGUGAUGAAAAAGGAAACGGCAGUCUCAGGGAGUUCCAAAAAUCGAAGCGUGCACAAUACGGCAUAUGCACCCAAACCGAAGACCGAUUCACUUGCUGCUCGGCUUGCCGCUGCAGCAGCCAAAGAAGACCUGCUGCAGCAACAAAGGCAUUCCGAUUCUGAUACGGACUCGGUGGCAAACGAAAAGUACACGGUGCAAGCUGAGCCGCAAACGAAAAUCAACAGAAAGCCUGUCCCUGUCAGCCACGUCAACAACGGGGAGCGGUGGCCGUACUCGUCCGUCUCGCCCGUUUCACCUAUCUCACCCACGGACUUCAGUGCCGAAACGACACUGCCUCCCGUUUGGGGAAGUUCUGAGCAUCAUCGAAGCUUCAGUCGUGAUGCAGCCAGGGCGAAUGCGGUGUUUGACCAUGAAUAUAGUCCGCUCACUGGGCAGCAUGAUAAUGAGGGCGAAUCUUCUGACGAUGCUACGGCGGCAGCAGCAGCAGCACCUCCAACUCAAGAUGACCACCAAGGAUGUUCGAGGAACAGCAGCCUCAGCAGUGCCAGCAACUAUAGCAGCGACGACAGCACUGUACGCGCCCCAAGUCCGCUGCAGCCAUCCCUUUUUUCAACCAGAGCAACGGCUGAACAGUCAACACCACCUGAGCGACAGAGCAGCAUCUUUAUCCCGAGCAAUCCCUUUAUCACACCUACUGGGAGUCCUGAACCAGGAGAUGUUCCCACAACUGACGUUGCUCCGGUCAUCGCUCCACAAGCGCCGCCAGCAGCAGCAGUAGCAGUAGCAGCAGCAACACAACCCUCCGCCCCAGCACAAGCGCCGGCACCACAGCCUCAACCUCAGCACCAAACCGCAAAACAUCAAACAUAUCCUAAACCGGCGCCCCUACCACCCGCCCGCAGCAGUCGACGAACCAGCACACAAACAGCACCCUACACGUCCGUCGGCAGUGGCGCGGCGUCCUUCGCACAAAUCAACCGCCCUGCCGUCCCGAGCCCUCUGUCCAGUGAACUACGGCGCGACGACAGUGGUGCCUCGGCGAGCGUACGGCCAGGCAGAGCCAGCGUCGCGGACAGCAAAAGUCUCAUGACAACAAUACAGAAGGCCAAAGGUGACAAACCUCGCGGCUACCGCAACAGUUACCACGCCACUCCCACUUCGGACUGGGACUCGUAUUCUCGGUACCAGCCAUAUCCAGUUGAUCUGGCCAAUGUCCCGAACAGUCCUGACCAAGGGAGCGGUGGUGACCACGAUUUUUAUGUGCCCGAACUCGACGAUCCAAUAUCAGCUACUUUUACCCCAAAGGGAAGACGACGACGCUCAAGCCCUACAAGUGCAGGUGCAGGCAUUGUCGGCGACAGUCGGUAUCCCAACUUGAGUCCAGCUAUGCCGCCGCCCUCUAGAGAUUGGGAAAAAGGCAGCACGGGUGGAAGUCAUGACAUGCCGCAAUCACGGCGCUUUUCGUCAGGCUGGCAUGAGGGUCAGAACAGAACCAAGAUGUCAGACUACGGUCGAAGAAGAUCAACUAGCACAGCAGACAGGAAUCAUGAACAAUUCCAACCUUUGCACUUUGGUGGCAAUGGCAACGCCAAUACUGGCCGGAGACGGCUGAGACCGAGUAUGGAUUUCACGAGUAUCCGGGAAGAACAAUUCGACGACGACAACAACAGUCGGACGACGAUGUACCCAUCAGGACGCCAGGGAAUGGAUGUCGGACAGGCGCUUUGAUGACUAGAUGCAGGGCAGAUAGAAUCCUGCUUCUGAGGGAGUUUACGAAGGUCAUGAAGGUUAUAUCAUUAACUAUACUACAGAACCUUAUGUUACCUAUAUACCCACCACGCUGGACCUACGAAGGGCCCUACUGUUGAAAGCCAUGAGGACGAUGAUUAAUGCAGUCUGCAAUGGAUAUUUGCGUCGAUGACAGCGGUGUUGAAAAACCUGAAGUAUUGAGUCUAGAUUGAUCGAAUCGAUCUUUCCGAGUUCCCUUGACGGAUCUCUUCGUUGCACGCUGUAGAAGUUACAGUAGCUGUACAGACUACCUUGUACUUUGUGAAGUCCCCCUCGGGCAUGCUGG
Molecule: messenger RNA, 4555 nt
Organism: Exophiala dermatitidis NIH/UT8656
Lineage: Eukaryota; Fungi; Ascomycota; Eurotiomycetes; Chaetothyriales; Herpotrichiellaceae
Exons: 2
Coding region: 1534-4209 (891 amino acids)
Source: RefSeq, a predicted model, not a curated record